Molecule: messenger RNA, 939 nt
Organism: Clunio marinus
Lineage: Eukaryota; Metazoa; Arthropoda; Insecta; Diptera; Chironomidae
Source: the annotation of a GenBank genome assembly
UUCCUCGAAUAUAGAGCACGAAUUAUGUUGUGUUUUCUUAUCGCUCUCGUCGCAGAUACAACUAAUAUUUUUCUCGCAUAUUCGACUUUACAAACCUCAAGCAGGACAUUAAAUAACGAAAAAAAAAGACGUGUUAAAGUGAUACCGAAAUUUGUUAGACAGAAAUAGGUUUUAGCAGUAAUAUGGACAGAAAUACGCGUUCUAUCAUCCCACCAAUGAAUCAUGUCAAACCCCGCAAUGGUCCAAUAUCUCCACGCGACCGCGAUAUGAAUAAUUCAUCCUAUUCAAAUCACCAGCCAUCACAUUAUAACAAUUACAAUAAUUCGAGUCAAAACAACAGCCCAAAUAGCCAGCAACACCAACAUCAUCCAAACUCAGAUUUAAUAAACUUUGUUUCUGCUGCAUGGAAAGAAAAGAUGUACUGUGAAGUUUUUAAGCCGGAGAAUGCAGAGAAGCUCUCCCAUUUUGAUCUCGAUGGGUGGUUCAGAACGCGGCAACACUAAAGCGUCUUUUCUCAUAUCCGACUCAAUGUGCUCGUUAGUCACGUAAAACUACACCAUCUGGGCUUACAUUAGGGGAAUCCCUAUGUAUAAAUAAUUAUGGCUUUCCAUUUAUGGAAAGAUUCUCGUGAAAAAUCUUGAUAAGUUCUCUACCUAAGUGUCACUUUCUUUUUUUUUAACAUUUCCAAUCAGUUUUAAAAUGCUUUUGAUUUUCAUUGAAUAUAUAAAAACUUUUCCUAGACAUGUUUCUUUUUUUAUUAAUAAUAAAAUUCAUAGUUAACUUUUUUCGCUAAACAUCAUGUCAGAAAAAAUCCCCUUUGUUGUUUUCUAUUAUAAAAUUUAACGGAAACAUAAAUUUCAAAAUCAGUUUCAACUCAAAACUAAUGUUCACCGUGCGAUAGAUUUUUAUGUUUAAUUUUUUGUUUACCUUAGAGCGGCA